CGAAGCAGCGGAUGCGACAGAGAGAGAGAGAGAGAGAGAGAGAGAGAGAGAAAGGGAGCGUGAAACAGACAAAUUCCUUGCAGAGGGACCCCCAGGGUGGACGCGAUGGUGCAGUGAAGUGGGACAGGGAAAGGGGCUGGCAAGACUAUGGCUUCUGUCCCUCCAUGAGAAUACCUGGAAUUCAUUUGGCCCUACCUGCAGGUCAAAGGAGACAGGCCAGAAGAAUGAGGGAUCUCCCUUGUGAGGCGGACAGAGGCCUGGGCCGAAAAAGCAAGAGUGCCUUCUGAAGAUACCUUUCCCCUGCAACCAUCGGGCGAGAUGACAGAGUGCAACGGAAGACCGGCUGGCAGUCCUGAGGCGCCAGCCCGUUCGGCAGCUGAGGCUUUUGUGGAGGCGACGGGUCAGGCCCUGGCAUGGACGCUCACCAAUGGGGGUACAGAUACUCUGGGCUCAACAGGCAGUGGUGGACAGAAGAAGCGUCUGCAGCACAACAAACAUAAGACCCAGGGCACCAACGUGGUACAUCGAUCUCCACGAGCCCUCUUCUGCCUCAGGUUAAACAACCCCAUUCGCCGGGCUGCUAUCAGUAUCGUUGAAUGGAAACCCUUCGACAUUUUGAUUCUCAUGACCAUCUUUGCUAACUGCGUGGCCUUAGGGGUCUAUAUCCCUUUCCCAGAGGAUGACUCCAAUGUCGCCAACCACAACUUGGAGCAAGUGGAGUACAUCUUUCUCAUCAUUUUCACGGUGGAGACGUUCCUCAAGAUCCUUGCCUACGGUCUGGUCAUGCAUCCCAGUGCCUAUAUCCGCAACGGCUGGAACCUUCUUGACUUUGUCAUCGUUGUGGUGGGGCUGUUCAGUGUGAUCUUAGAACAAUUUUCACACAAGGCCGGUGAAGCCCAUCACAUGGGUGGGAAGCCUGGAGGUUUUGAUGUCAAGGCUUUGAGAGCAUUCCGCGUCAGGCCUCACGACCUCUGCGCCCUGGAACCCAUUCUAACAUUGAGUGGGGCAGAGAGCCUGCACAUCGUCUUGAACUCCAUCAUGAAGGCCAUGGUGCCCCUCUUGCAUAUUGCCCUGCUGGUCCUCUUUGUCAUCAUCAUCUACGCCAUCAUCGGCCUGGAGCUGUUCAUCGGGCGCAUGCACAAGACCUGCUUCAUCGUUGGCUCUGACCUGGAAGCUGAGGAGGACCCCUCCCCUUGUGCCUUCUCCGGGCACGGUCGGGAAUGCACAGUGAACAACAGCGAGUGCCGCGGCAAGUGGGAAGGACCCAAUGGGGGCAUCACCAACUUUGACAACUUCUUCUUUGCCAUGCUGACUGUCUUCCAGUGCAUCACCAUGGAAGGUUGGACGGAUGUACUCUACUGGAUGCAGGAUGCAAUGGGUCACGAGCUGCCAUGGAUUUACUUUGUUAGCCUCGUCAUCUUUGGCUCCUUCUUCGUCCUCAACCUUGUUUUGGGUGUACUGAGUGGAGAAUUCUCCAAGGAGCGAGAGAAGGCCAAAGCCCGGGGCGACUUCCAAAAGCUACGGGAGAAGCAGCAAAUGGAGGAGGACAUGAAGGGUUACCUGGAUUGGAUCACACAGGCUGAAGACAUUGAGCUCGACGAGGAAGGGGACGAGGUGGAUGACAAACACACCCAUCUGGCGGGGAAGAAGAAAGCCAAGAAAUGGUUCAAACACAGCCAGCCCUCCAUCGACACUCAGUCCAGUCUUGCAGCCAGCGAAACCACGUCCGUGAACACAGAGAACGUUGGGGAAGAAGAGCAUCAUCCGAACGCUUGCUAUGAAAUGUGCUUAGGCAAGCUCGCAAAGACCACAUUUGGCCGCCGAGUGCGACGCAUCAACCGUUUUUUCCGGAAAAAGUGCCGCCUGGCUGUCAAAUCGGUCUCUUUCUAUUGGAUGGUCCUGAUCCUGGUCUUUCUCAACACCCUCACUAUCGCCUCGGAGCAUUACAACCAGCCCGAUUGGCUCACAGCGAUCCAAGCUUAUGCCAACAAGGUGCUUCUGUCGCUGUUCACCCUGGAGAUGCUUGUGAAGAUGUACAGCCUGGGCUUGCAAGCCUACUUCAUCAGUUUCUUCAACCGCUUCGACUGCUUUGUGGUGUGUGGUGGGAUUCUGGAGACCGUCUUGGUUGAGUUUGAAAUCAUGCAGCCCCUGGGGAUCUCCGUUCUUCGCUGCGUCCGCCUCCUGCGGAUCUUCAAGGUUACCAGGCACUGGGCCUCGCUAAGCAACCUGGUGGCCUCCUUGCUGAACUCCAUGAAGUCCAUCGCCUCUUUGCUUCUCUUGCUCUUCCUCUUCAUCAUCAUCUUCUCCUUGCUCGGCAUGCAGCUUUUUGGGGGCAAGUUCAACUUCGACGAGACCCAGACGAAGCGCAGCACUUUUGACACUUUCCCCCAAGCGCUGCUCACCGUCUUCCAGAUCCUGACUGGCGAGGACUGGAAUGCAGUGAUGUAUGAUGGCAUCAUGGCCUACGGCGGCCCCUAUUUCCCAGGCAUGUUGGUCUGUGUUUAUUUCAUCAUCCUCUUCAUCUGUGGAAACUAUAUCCUCCUCAACGUCUUCUUGGCCAUUGCUGUGGACAAUCUUGCCGAUGCGGACAGCAUCAAUGCCUCAAAAAAGAAAGGGGCCCCAACAGAAGGGGAGGAGAGCAAUGAGAAAGACGAGACGAGUGUGAAGGUGGACUGUGGCGACGAAGAGAAGGAAGGAGGCAAUCCGGAAGGAGGUGAGGAGGAGGAAGAGCAGGAGGAGGAGGAGGAGGAGGAGGAAGAAGAGCAGGAGGAACAGGAAGGAGACCAAGAGAGCUUAGCAGAAUCUCACCAUGACAAAGUAGAGGAUACUCCCAAGGAGAAAGUGCUGCCGAUUCCUGAUGGAAGCUCUUUCUUCUGCCUCAGCAAGACGAACCUGCUUCGGGUUCAGUGCCACAAGCUGAUCCACCAUCACAUCUUCACCAACCUCAUCCUCGUCUUCAUCAUCCUCAGCAGCAUCUCUCUGGCAGCUGAGGACCCUAUCCGGGCGCACUCUUUCCGCAAUAACAUUCUGGGCUACUUUGACUACGCCUUCACUUCUAUCUUCACUGUUGAGAUUCUGCUCAAGAUGACGGCUUACGGCGCCUUCCUGCACAAAGGCUCUUUCUGCCGGAACUGGUUCAAUCUUCUGGAUCUGCUUGUAGUCAGCGUAUCACUCAUCUCCUUCGGCAUCCACUCCAGCGCCAUCUCUGUGGUGAAGAUUUUGCGAGUGCUGCGGGUGCUUCGUCCGCUCCGAGCCAUCAACCGGGCCAAGGGGCUCAAGCAUGUGGUCCAGUGUGUGUUUGUAGCCAUCCGCACCAUCGGGAACAUUAUGAUAGUCACCACUCUCUUGCAGUUCAUGUUUGCAUGCAUUGGAGUUCAGCUGUUCAAGGGCAAAUUCUAUAGCUGCACAGAUGAGGCCAAGCACACGCCGGCAGAGUGCAAGGGCACAUUCAUUGUGUACAAGGAUGGGGACGUAACUCACCCGAUGGUGCGCGAACGCCUCUGGCUGAACAGUGACUUCAACUUCGACAAUGUCCCCUCGGGCAUGAUGGCCCUCUUCACCGUCUCCACUUUUGAGGGCUGGCCAGCGCUACUGUACAGGGCCAUUGAUGCCAAUGAUGAAAACAAAGGCCCCAUCUACAACUACCGAGUGGAGAUCUCCAUCUUCUUCAUUGUCUAUAUCAUCAUCAUCGCGUUCUUCAUGAUGAACAUCUUCGUGGGCUUUGUCAUCAUCACGUUCCGAGCCCAGGGGGAACAAGAAUACAAGAAUUGCGAGCUUGAUAAGAACCAGAGGCAGUGCGUGGAGUAUUCCCUGAAGGCCCAGCCAUUGCGCCGCUAUAUCCCCAAGAACAAAUACCAGUACAAGGUCUGGUACAUGGUCAACUCCACGGGCUUUGAGUAUAUCAUGUUCGUGCUCAUCCUGCUCAACACCAUAGCACUGGCUGUACAGCACCACGAACAGUCGACACCCUUCAACUACGUGAUGGACCUGCUCAACAUGGUCUUCACGGGCCUCUUCACCAUCGAAAUGGUGCUGAAAAUCAUUGCCUUCAAGCCCAAGCACUACUUUGUCGACGCAUGGAACACUUUUGAUGCCCUGAUCGUGGUGGGGAGUGUUGUGGACAUCGCUGUCACAGAAGUGAAUAACGGAGGACAUGUUGGAGAGAGCUCCGAGGAUAGUUCCCGCAUCUCCAUCACCUUCUUCCGCCUCUUCCGUGUCAUGCGUCUGGUCAAGCUGCUCAGCAAAGGGGAGGGCAUCCGCACCCUUCUCUGGACCUUCAUCAAAUCCUUCCAGGCACUUCCGUAUGUCGCUCUUCUCAUUGCCAUGAUCUUCUUUAUCUACGCCGUCAUUGGCAUGCAGACCUUUGGGAAAGUGGCGUUGCAGGAUUACACGCCGAUCAACCGCAACAAUAACUUCCAGACCUUUCCGCAGGCCGUGCUGCUGCUCUUCAGGUGUGCCACAGGGGAAGCUUGGCAGGAAAUCAUGCUGGCCUGCAUGCCCGGCAAACGCUGCGAUCCAGAGUCCGAUUACGAGCCUGGGGAAGAGUUCACCUGUGGCAGCUACUUCGCCAUUGUUUAUUUCAUCAGCUUCUUCAUGCUUUGUGCCUUCCUAAUCAUUAACCUCUUUGUUGCUGUCAUCAUGGACAAUUUUGACUAUCUAACUCGAGACUGGUCCAUUCUGGGUCCCCACCAUCUCGAUGAGUUCAAGCGGAUCUGGUCAGAAUAUGACCCAGCUGCAAAGGGUCGCAUCAAGCACCUAGAUGUGGUGGCCCUGCUACGACGGAUACAGCCACCCUUGGGUUUUGGGAAACUCUGCCCCCACCGUGUAGCCUGCAAGAGGUUGGUGGCGAUGAACAUGCCCCUCAACUCAGACGGGACUGUCACCUUCAACGCUACCCUCUUUGCUCUGGUGCGGACAUCCCUCAAGAUCAAGACGGACGGUGAGCUGGAGGUGGCCAAUAAGGAGCUCCGCACUGUCAUCAAAAAAAUCUGGAAGCGGACUAAGCCCAAACUACUGAAUGAGGUGAUCCCCCCGCCGGAAGAGGAGGAAGUCACUGUCGGGAAGUUCUACGCCACAUUCUUGAUCCAGGAUUAUUUCCGGAAGUUCCGGAAGCGGAAGGAGAGGGGGCUGCUGGGGCCAGACGGGUCCCCGAGCAACUCUUCUGCUCUGCAGGCAGGACUGAAAAGUUUGCAAGACCUGGGACCCGAAAUCCGCCGGGCGAUGUCCUGCGACCUGGAAGAAGAGGAGGAGGAGGAGGAAGCAGAUGAGACAGUGUGCGAAGAAGAGACAGUGACCUACAAGAGUUCUGAAGCAUUAUAUAGCAGCGCUCCCGAAUGUGACCACCACCAGGCCGCAGCUGCCACAACGUCGCCUGAUCAGGAAAACAAGACCAUGGCCAACGGCCUGGCGGGCUCCCGCAACCCCUCAAGCGCCAGCCUUCCCCACAUGACCAACGGGCCAACCCACUACGAGGAAAACGUCGGCGGCGGUGAUGGGCCCACCGAGCCGCCAAACCCCCAGACCCGUCGCAGGAUGAGCAGACGUAGCUCAGACGGCGGCAGCAACCCACCAACAGUGCAAAAAGAAGCCACGCAUGCGGAAGAUUAUGCGGAGGACACCUCAGCUGAGCAAGGAUACUACAGUCGAGAGGAGGACUCAGAGAGCUUGGCCUCCCACGACAGGCUGCCCAGCUUGACCAACCCUCGGCCCCGCCGGCGUCACUGGGAAAAUGGCUACGGUGGAUCGUUGCCCCUCCCCAGCCGUCACGGCAACAGCGUGCUCACCAACGGACUACCGGAGAGCAGGCAAACCAAGCGCAGGCGCCUCUUGCCCGCCACACCUACAGGCCGCAAACCGACCUUCAACAUUCAGUGUCUGCAGCGCCAAGGCAGCUGUGAUGAUAUCCCCAUUCCAGGCACCUAUCACCAGAACGCGCCCCCCUGCAGAGCGCGCAUGCAGGGCUAUGGCAACUACGAUUCAUGGCACAGUGGCAGCCACUCCUCAGCGGCGUCCUCGAAGUCGUGGGCGACGCCGCCCAAACGGAGCCGGCUGCUUUAUGCCCCGCUGAUCCUGGUGGAGGAGGACAGCCCCACCGGCCGCGACUGGGAGCAGAACAGCAGCAGCCUCCCGCCCAUGUCGCGGUCCCGCUGGUACACGGAGGACGAGGAGCUGCCCUGCCGCACCUACGGCCACCUCCACGUGCCCAGCCCGCUCCAGCACAGCUACCGAGACAAGCGGGGGAGCGCAGACAGCCUGGUGGAGGCGGUGCUCAUCUCUGAAGGCUUGGGCCUUUAUGCCCGGGACCCAAAGUUUGUGGCCUUUGCCAAGCGGGAGAUUGCUGACGCUUGCCACAUGACCAUCGACGAGAUGGAGAGCGCCGCCACGGACCUUCUGAGCCGCAAACGCCCCGGUGGCGAAAGCGGCACCCGCGGGAGCAGCCACACGGCGUACAGCAGCGACGGGGAGCACAGCGGGGUUGGCAGCUUCGGCCCCAUUUACAGCGACGAGGAGCCCUACCGUUCCCGCGAGGAAGAGGACUUGGCCGACGAGAUGGCCUGCGUCACCUCUUAUUGACCGCGACAGGCCCCUCUGGCGGGGCACAAAUAGACCACCAUUGCAGAGACACCUAGAGCUUUAGGGCCUUUGGGCCGUGAGGAGAAACUCACUCAAAGAUGGGCCACGGUGGCAGUGACUAAAACAAUCAAACCAAGGAGAUCGGAGGAUCACAAGUCUGUAGCUCAGUGGCAAAGUAGCGGCUUGCCAUGCAGAAGACCGCAGGUUCGACUCCUGGCAUUUCCAGCUAAGAGGACCAGGUGUGGGUGACAUGAAAGACCUCUGCCUGAGAUCCUGCAGAGCGGCUGCCCAUCUGAGUACUGAGCUGGAGAAGCCAAGGCUUUGACUUAAUGCAGCUUCGUUGAGGGGGGUCCUUGGCUCGGUGGCAGAGCCUCGGCUUGGCAUGCGGAAGUUCCCUGGUUCAAUCCCCGGCAUCUCCAGUUAAAAAGAUCAGGCAGGAGGUGAUGCGAAAGACCUCUAGGUGUGACCCUGGAGAGUGGCUGCCGGUCCGAGUAGACAAUACCGACUGUCGGUCUGGUUCAGCAUCAGGCAGCUUCAUGCGUGUGGACCAAAUGCCGCUGUCCUGUUGACUGAUGCAAAAAGCGCUGUUAGAAACACUCAGGUUUAGGCAGACUAUUCUUUGCUGCUGUAUCUCUAGACGCUGAAUCUUCCUCGGCAACCAUUAACGGAUAAGCAGUCCAGGACUGCGGGCUUGGAAGGCUGGUGUUGCCAAGGAGAUGAGAGAAUGUCUUUUCUAUCAGAAACAAUAAAGACUGUCUGGAAGA
Sphaerodactylus townsendi is the source of this 7337-nucleotide messenger RNA. It is a transcript of the gene CACNA1F, whose product is annotated as calcium voltage-gated channel subunit alpha1 F. The coding region runs from base 319 to 6573 and encodes 2084 amino acids. Gene Ontology annotation, molecular function: high voltage-gated calcium channel activity. The record is from RefSeq and is a predicted model, not a curated record. Lineage: Eukaryota; Metazoa; Chordata; Lepidosauria; Squamata; Sphaerodactylidae. Gene Ontology annotation, cellular component: voltage-gated calcium channel complex; membrane. Gene Ontology annotation, biological process: calcium ion import across plasma membrane. The transcript is spliced from 49 exons.